Oldenlandia corymbosa var. corymbosa is the source of this 2340-nucleotide messenger RNA. Lineage: Eukaryota; Viridiplantae; Streptophyta; Magnoliopsida; Gentianales; Rubiaceae. The record is from the annotation of a GenBank genome assembly.
ACAAUACAGAGGAAAAAAAAAAGAAGAAAAAACACACGACACUAUUCUCACGGAGUACCACCAAAAAUUCGGUGCGCAAAUUAAGCUCAAAAGAAGAGCAAACAUGGUGUGAAAACAAGAAUCUGUUGAAUCUUAAUCACAAACCUCUUUACGCUCUUUCUUUGUUGUUUUUUCAAUUUCCUCUCUUUCCAUAGACAGGAAUCUGAUGCAUAUUGGCAUAGAUCGAAUUGAGGUGGCAACAACCCACAUGAUUUUAAUCUGAAAAAAAAAAAACACACUCCAAACUCCACCUUUGUAUGAAUCCCUUUAUUAUCUCAGCUCAUGCUGUAUGUUUUCUGUCUCAAUCUUUGACAGGAUAUUCUUCCAGCAAUUCGACGUCUUCUUUUAUUUCAUUUCAUAUUUUAUACCCUUAGACAUUAGGUAGGACUUGGCAGUGAACAGGGCUUAUUUGUAUCGUUUUGAUACUUAAAUAGGGAAGUGAAUCGCUGCUUUACCUUUCCUAUUGCUUAUGAGGUGAAUUAAUGAAGACCCUUUCAAGUUUUCCUCCUAUUUGAAGCUUUUCUUGUUUGUUUGUUUGUGUUUAUUUUUUGUAAAAACCCAUUUCUUUGUUUUGGUUGGCAGCUGGUAUCGUCGCUGGAAUAAGAGGUUGAUUCUGAAAAAAAUUGUGGGAGUUUUGUUCGUGUUCAGAUAUUGCUGAGUCAAUGCUGUGAAAUCUAAGGAUGCAAUCUAGAGUUGGUAGCUUAGGGAAUUUGGAGGAAGGGAAAGAACCUUUAUUGAAAGUAACACAUCAGUUAUUUAGGCCUAUGCAUUUGAGAUUACUCCAGUUUAUAUUGUUGUUCUUAGGUGUAGCUAUUGUGUUUUCUUUUUUUAGUAUGUAUAUGAUUAGUUAUGCAGGAAACCAGAAUUUAGCCACAGUUGCACAAUCUAUACUUCUGCCCUGUGUACCUGAACCAAAUACUUUAGAAAGUUGGAUUAGGCCUCCAUCAAGUUCAUCGCAUGUAAUGAAUGAUUCGGAGCUGUUUUGGAGGGCGUCGUUUACUCCUAAGAUAAAAGAUUACCCUUUUAAAAGAACUCCUAAAAUUGCAUUCAUGUUCUUGGCUAGAGGGCCUUUGCCAAUGGCUCCCUUGUGGGAGAAGUUCUUUAAUGGAAGUGAAGGGCUGUAUUCUAUCUACAUUCACUCAUUGCCUUUCUACCGGCCAGAUUUUCCACCUACAUCGGUUUUCUACGGGCGACAAAUUCCUAGUCAGAUGGUUGAAUGGGGAAGAAUGAGUAUGUGUGAUGCUGAAAGAAGGCUGCUUGCUAAUGCCUUGCUUGACGUCUCAAAUGAGUGGUUUGUCCUCCUAUCUGAAUCAUGCAUUCCUCUGCACAACUUCAGUGUUGUCUACCGCUAUAUAUCAAGAUCCAGGUUCAGCUUCAUGGGUUCCUUUGACGAAGAUAGCCCUUUCGGAAGAGGCCGAUACAAUGAGAAUAUGUCACCGGAGGUUAACAUCACAGAAUGGCGUAAAGGAUCGCAGUGGUUUGAAGUCAAUAGAAAGUUGGCUAUUGACAUAGUUCAAGAUACCAUAUAUUACCCCAAAUUUGAACAGUUCUGCAGACCAGCAUGUUAUGUUGAUGAACACUAUUUUCCAACCAUGUUGACUAUCCAAUCUUCUCAUCUUUUGGCAAAUAGGAGUCUCACUUGGGUGGAUUGGUCCCGGGGUGGUGCUCACCCUGCUACAUUUCGUUCAAAUGAUCUGACAGUUCAAUUCUUCAAGAAGAUUUUCGAAGGUACAAAAUGUGUCUACAAUAAUCAGCCUACGAUCCUAUGUUACAUGUUUGCUAGAAAAUUUGCUCCCAGUGCUUUGGGCACAUUGUUAAACCAUUCGUCAGAAUUUUUUGGAUUUUGACAAAAAAAAAAUGAAGAUAUAGUAUUGAAGAGUAGCAUUAUAUGUAGGCAGUAUUGAAGAGCUUGAAUGUAGUUUAUAUACUCAAAGACCGAUUUAUAGGCAUAUUUUAAACAAGUGGCAUUAUAUGUAGGCAGUAUAGAGGAGUGCUUCCCAUGUAUCUUUUAGAGUUUAGAAACUUAACACUCCCUCCGGUCCUUAUUAUAAGGGAUUUUGAUUUCAUUAGAAAUAUAUUUUAAAGGUUUUUUUUUUUCAAUUAAAAAGACAUCUUAGGUUAAACCUAGGAUGAUAUUAAAAUACCUUAUAAUAAGGACUGGAAGGAGUACAAUACCGUGUUGUUUGCCACUGUUUUAUUGCAUAGAUAUAUUCUUUCACCUUCCUGGAAUGGAAUGCAUAAUGUAAAAGUCACGGUGUGAUGUUUCUUUUGAUGGUAACAUUUGCAGAUGUUUUUUUCGAC